This is a messenger RNA of Marmota monax (woodchuck), 4433 nucleotides long. Its product is annotated as putative vitellogenin receptor. Gene Ontology annotation, molecular function: protein binding; calcium ion binding. The transcript is spliced from 18 exons. The coding region runs from base 1 to 3126 and encodes 1041 amino acids. The record is from RefSeq and is a predicted model, not a curated record. Lineage: Eukaryota; Metazoa; Chordata; Mammalia; Rodentia; Sciuridae.
AUGAAGAGGAGUCGUUCCAAUGAGCAGCGGGCGCGGGAAGCUGGAGCCCGCCCCAGGCGCAGCCGCGCGCCUCCCUCCACCUCCCUGCCGGUUCUUUUCACCCUGAGCGCCGCUCCAGCCCGGAGGCGCCCCGUCUCCUGCCCAGCCAUGGGGAGCCCUACGCUUCUUUUUCUGCUUUCAGUGGUGCUAAUCGCGAUGGACAGCGAGGCCGAUGAAGCAGAGUGUAACAAUACGCGGCAAGCUGCAUGUGGUGGAAAGUGCAUUCCUGUGGCCUGGCUCUGCAAUGGUGAGCAAGAGUGCGCAGAUGGAACUGACGAACAGUGUGAGGAAGCAUGCCGUGGACAUCCACAAGCCUGGCAGUGUGACGAUGGGAGGUGCAUUUCUGUCAGUUGGCUUUGUGAUGGUGCUGGGGACUGCUUGGAUGGCUCCGAUGAGGUUGAUUGUGACGUGAAGGUGACAGCAUGUCCAGACCAUAAAGUCCAGUGUCCAGGAAAGUCUCGGUGCCUGGAUGCUGGGGAACUCUGCGAUCUCCAUCAGGACUGUGCAGAAGGGUCCGACAGAGCACACUGCCCCCAGAGCCAUUGUCUGGCUGGGCAGUGGCAGUGCCAGAACAAGGUGUGUGUGAUGGACAGCUGGAGGUGCGAUGGCAUCGACCAGUGUGGCGACUCCUCAGAUGAGCACGUCUGUGCUUCCUGUCCAGAAGGCCUGGUUGGAUGUGAUGAAGGGAGAUGCAUCCCAGAAUCUCUGAUGUGUGAUGGGGAAGCAGACUGUGCAGAUGGCACCGAUGAACCCACCACAUGUGGUAAAAACUGCUCUGUGAUGAACGGUGGCUGUGAAGGCCAGUGCAGUGACACACACUGGGGUGUCCGGUGUUCCUGCAGGGCAGGAUGGUGGUUGCAGCCCGACGGGCAGAGCUGUGCAGAUAUAGAUGAAUGCUCUAUGGUGUUCAGUCCUUGUGGCCAGCUAUGUCACAAUACACCAGGCUCUUACUCCUGUGACUGUAUUCAAGGUUACCAACUGAACAAUGGGACUGAAUGUCGAGUUACAGAUGAUGGUAUUAAAAUUCUUAUAGCAAGAGAUCAAGAGCUUGGUUUCCUGGAUCGAAGAACAGGCAACUAUGAGACUCUGAUUCCUAUAAAAUCAAGGCCCAUUUCUAUUGCAUAUGACCUUGAGAGAAGCACAUAUAUCUGGGUAGAUGAAGUCCUAAAUGUGUUUGUCCUUGGGAAACCAAACUCUGUUCCCCUUUACCCAGAGCUCACAGCGGUGAAUAGCAUCUCCUUGGACUGGUCCACAGGACAGUUGUAUUGGGCUAGCAGCUUUGCAAGGGUCAUCUGUGCUGGCUUAAGUGAUGGCAGAGGCUAUGUCAAAAUUUUGGAAAAGGAUCUUGUGCCAGAGCAGCUGGUUGUGUUUCCUGAAAAGAAGUACUUGUAUUGGGUGAAUCGAGGUGGGACAGGCGUGAGGGCUGUUGAGUCUGCAGGCAUGGAUGGCUCUGACAGGAAGGUGCUCACUGUCCUAACCACAGAGGAGCCUUUAGGACUGACGUUGGACCAUGUGACUGGCAGGCUCUACUGGAUCAGUGAACACAAAAAGUCCAUAGAGACAGUGAAAGUGGAUGGAAGCGGGAGGUACACCUUUCCUGAGAUCUUCCUGGAAGAUGAAAACCCAGUAGGACUGGCUGUCUUUGAGAACUCUUUCUUCUGGGCAAAUAAGACACAGCUGUUUCAUACCUCACCCCACAGCCCAAAGGAGAGAGAGCUGUUACUGGAUGCCUCUGUAUCUGCUUUCUUGGUCCUCCACAAGUCCCAGCAGCCUAAGGCAGGCAGACACCCAGCUUGUGCUCCAGGCUCCUGCAGCCACUUAUGCCUUCUGUCUCCUGUCCACCCCAAGGGCUAUAAGUGUGUUUGUCCUGAAGGAAUGUUUCUUUCACCUUCUGGCACAUGUAGUGAGUUAAAACUUGUGUUUUCUUCUGGCAAACGUCUGUACUUGUUGAAAGUUGGCUCUAUGGGAUCUGCCAUAGAGAGAACUCUAGUUGAAGAACAUUCUGGGAACAUCUAUUUAUUGGAUAUUGACUGGAAAAGGAACCUCAUCUAUUGGACGAAUGCUCAGGGACAUCUGGUCUACUCAACUGGGUAUUCUGGACAAAAGCUAGAGAUCUGGACACGGCGUACUGUCUGCUCAGCAAAUGUAGACAUAUCAACAGGGCACCUGUUCUGGCUGCCUUGCGACAGAGGUGCUAUCCAGAAGACCAGCAUUCCUGGAGCCGACACACAUACCCUCUACAGCACCAGCAGCAUCAUACUGCAGCUGCUUCUCGACUGGCCCAGGAGGGUGCUCUAUUGGGUGGAAAGCGGGAAACACUUGCAGAGUCUAACCCUGGAUGGCAAAAUCAGACAGGAGGUCUGGAGAGGCACCUGGACAGCAGACACCCAGAUGGCCUUAGACCUGGGCUCCGCUAGCAUUCUCUGGACUACCAAAGGGUCAGGGUUGCAAAGUCUGAGUCUCCUAAAAAAUAGAACGUACUCUUUGAACAAGUCCUGGAGUGAUGGGCUCAUCGCGGCCCAUGAGCCCUACCUGGUGACGGUGGACCAGGCAGCUCUUGUGCUGUGGAACAGGAAGACGCUGGAGCCCUUCUCAGUGCUGAAGGAAUCAUACGUAAAGAAAAUGAUCAUCUUGGCAGAGAACCAGGAGGUGCCGGAUCCUGAGAUUGAAGGAGCCACAAUGGUCCCUCCUACUCUUCCUCCUCCACCACCUCUACUAUGCACCCGGUCCUCUGUUCCCUGUCGGGAUGGGAAGGAAUGUAUUUCUCGGGAGUCCCUCUGUGACGGCCAGCGUGACUGUCAGGAUGGCUCCGAUGAAGAGAACUGCUCCCAGCUCUGCCACAAACCAGGAGUCUUCCAGUGUCUGGAUGGAAGAAGGUGCAUAGAGGAGAAAUACCACUGCGAUGGGGCUCAGCACUGCUUGGAUGGGUCUGAUGAGCUCAGCUGCUGGAAGCCUGUCGAAGAGUGUUCUCUGCGCUGUGACAACAAGACUCGCUGCAUCCCUAAGAGCUGGCUAUGUGAUGGAAACCCAGACUGUUCUGACAAGAGAGAUGAACAAGGAUGUGGUAGGUUUCAACGGGCUUCCUGAAAGUAUUUUAAACAGUAUUAGAGUUGCUGCUGCUUUUUCAUAGUAGGUAGGUUCUAAAUGAGCAGAUAUGGAACCAUCCUCAUUCCUGGAAGUAAUGCCAGGUUGGGUACCUAUAGAGCCUCUGGUCACAAUGUUUUUAUCAACUGACUGAUACUUAGCCUCUUUGCAUAUGUAUUUCUGUUGAAAGGUGUCAUGAUAUCUGUUGUUGAUUCAUCAGCAUUGAGCUCACAACACUGCCAUUCAGCCCUUAACACAGCUUACCUAAUACAGGUAUUUCUCCUUAAAGCAAGUCACAGCUAUCUUGUGCUCAGGAACAUUAGACAGCAUUUCAGCCCUGUGCUAGGAGGCCAUUCAAUAGAAAAAUCACCAAAAUGAGACUAAAUAGACUGCAAAAAGUACACUUAUAGUUUAAGAGCCAACAUAAGAAUGCCCCAGUGCGUCUAUUUGACCUCUGCUGGGAACUUGCACAUUGAGUGACUCAAAUUUCUUGCCACUAUGCAUGUGUCUGCAGAUGACAUGAGAGUAUGGAAGUACUGACCUGAGGUUACAAAGAAAGUAAGUAGUUGAAUGUGCAAAUACUGAAUCCAAAAAUGAGGAUCAUUGACUCUCUUUUCUACAGAUGUAACAGACUAAGAUAAAAGAUCUUGAGGUAGAGGGAUCUUAGAGAUCAGCCCCAAUGCCCCCCUCUAUUACAAGACCAUAUAGUGGGAAAUCCAUCUAUGCUCCAAAGUUCCUUUAUGUUGAGUUAGACUCUGCCUCCUUGAAGAUUUAAAUUUUGGUCUCAGCUUCCGCCUUGUGGGAUCGUGUAGAAGAGAAAAUUGGGAGAAUCUAAGUGGGAGGAGGGAAGCUGGGUAAGCUACUAUGUUAGUCAGCCUUCUGUCCUUGUGACCAAGCUACUGGACAAAGAACAACUUAGAGAAGAAAUGUUUAUUUUGGGCUCAUGAUUUCAGAGAUCUCAGUACAUGGUUGGCUGGCUCCAUUGCUCUGAGCAUGAGGUACGGCAGAACCUCAUGGCAGAAGGAUGUGGUGGAGAAAAGCUGCUCAGCUUGUGGCAGUCAGGAGGCAGAAACACCCUGGCUUUGAUCCUUUUGAGUUUCUAGGUUGAAGGCGUGUAAACUAGUUUCCACCUAUCAGACCCACCCUUGUGAGACUUGGAUAGUGAAGUGUGCAGUGUGAGGUGGGAACCAUUAUGUGGACAUCAAUAUUCCUUUUUAUUUUGUUUGUGUGUGUAUGUUUUGUUUAUUUUUAUAAUAUUGGGAUUGAACCCAGGGGUACUCUACCAAGUUUUUUUAAAAAAUAUUUAUUUC